This is a messenger RNA of Symbiodinium pilosum, 273 nucleotides long. The record is from the annotation of a GenBank genome assembly. NCBI's taxonomy places the organism in Eukaryota, Dinophyceae, Suessiales, Symbiodiniaceae.
GUACAGCCAUCCUUCAUUGACUAUGGCGAUGGCUGCGUGCUGGCCAAAGGCUUCGACAACGAUCGAGCGAUUCAGGCCUAUGAGGCAGCACUGCAGGACAUGAUGGCAAAUGGAGGCUUUGCGAACCCAGCUGUGGGCCAAAUGUGCACUGGCCUUGCGACUCUCUACGACGCGAAGGCCGCAAUCACCAAAGAUCCGCAGUACUAUGACCGCUGUGUGGAGUACAUGAGCAUGGUGCAGACGGCGAUGCAGGUUGGACUGACUGAUCGCUGA